Molecule: messenger RNA, 762 nt
Organism: Plectropomus leopardus (leopard coralgrouper)
Lineage: Eukaryota; Metazoa; Chordata; Actinopteri; Perciformes; Serranidae
Source: RefSeq, a predicted model, not a curated record
UUUCACCUGUGUUCCUUCAGCGUUCCUACACGCCUGCAGAGCGCUGGCCGUCUGUGCUGUCAUCACUGGUUUUUUCGGAGGCGUCCUCACACUCAUUGGGAUGAAAUGCACUAAAAUAGGUGGAUCAGAGAUCGCCAAUGCCAGAGUGACCUUUGCAGGUGGAUUAACCUACCUAGCUUCAGGAUUCUGUGGGAUGAUCACCUACUCAUGGUGGGCCAACAAAGUCAUUACAGAGUUCCUGGAUCCAUCUUUCAGAGCACAGAAAUUUGAACUUGGAGCUGCAGUUUUCGUUGGCUGGGGAGGCUCCAUCCUCCUCCUCUCUGGAGGGACGGUGCUGACUUACUUCUCUGGAAAAGAAGGUCUACCAUCAAGUUCUUCAGAAAGACCUAGGAGACCGGCCACUUACGCCACCGCUCGGACCAGACGCACCUACAUGCUGCCGGCCUCGUCGUCCAGAGUGACUCUGGUGCCACCGCUGUUUUAUGAGGGCAGGAGGAGCCGAGCAACCAGAGCAACAACCAAGAGCAGCAGGACCUUUAACAGGGACAGCUUCGUCUGAGCUGCAGGGGAGCUGAGAGAGUGAUUUACAAAACCUACAAGGAACGUUUGGGUAAUAUACUUUGUUGCUGAGAAUGAGAUGAGAAGAUCAACACCACUGUGGUGUCUGUAUGUUCAAUAUGAAGCCAGAGCCAGCAAUCUGUUAGCUUAGGUUAGCUUAAAGACUGGAAUCCAAAUCUGUCUAGUUGAACCUCUAAAGCUGGA